Colletotrichum siamense is the source of this 531-nucleotide messenger RNA. RefSeq lists its product as uncharacterized. The transcript is spliced from 2 exons. The record is from RefSeq and is a predicted model, not a curated record. Bases 1 to 531 code for a protein of 176 amino acids. Lineage: Eukaryota; Fungi; Ascomycota; Sordariomycetes; Glomerellales; Glomerellaceae.
AUGCCCCCCUCUUUUGGUCCCGACACACUCUUGUUCUCAUGGAAUCUCUUCAUGAAUAUUCGGGACCCUCCUACUCCCCAAAGCGAACGCAAACAACACCCGGAAAUCAUCGAAAUUUUGUCAGACAGCGAUGAAGAUGCCCAAGGCAGGACACCGACCCGGCGGCCGAGGCGUGCCAACGACAGAUCUCAACACCUCACCCCACCACCAUCGCCUCCGUCGCCGUCAUCAACUAGGCGCCAGCAGGUCGCACGAAACGACAUUGCAUCCCGCCUUCGAGCUGCUCCGAGGGUUCCUGUUGGAGAGCCAGGUGGCGUUUCUCAUCGACGACAACUCACGCCUGCUGUGACUACCUUUCAAGGUGGCCCUAUUCGCUUUGCGGGCGCUACAGAGACUCGUACCGCACGAACUAGCAGUACGAAAGCUGGUUCCAACAACCCAAACAUUGCCAAGAGAUCUGGCAAUCUCAAGAUCGAACCGGGCGAGGGUUCAAUGGCGCCCAGAACAGAAUGGUUGCCGCGCACCAAAUAG